Coccomyxa subellipsoidea C-169 is the source of this 2301-nucleotide messenger RNA. RefSeq lists its product as hypothetical. Gene Ontology annotation, cellular component: histone deacetylase complex. The transcript is spliced from 12 exons. Gene Ontology annotation, molecular function: histone deacetylase activity. The coding region runs from base 1 to 2301 and encodes 766 amino acids. Lineage: Eukaryota; Viridiplantae; Chlorophyta; Trebouxiophyceae; Coccomyxaceae. Gene Ontology annotation, biological process: chromatin organization. The record is from RefSeq and is a predicted model, not a curated record.
AUGUCCACGCUGCCAGAGUUGCCAGAAGGCUCCAGCUGUGGCCCAGAGGACCAGACAGCGGAGCUCAGAAAGCUGCUCAUGCAGACGCAGCAGAAGCUGAAACACAGCCAGGACAUGUUGCGCCAAACGGAUCGCGAAGCCAGGUCAGCGUCACGGCUAAAGAAGCAGGUGGAGGCAUGUGAGGGGAAGCUGCAUGAAGCUGCCUCCGGGCAGGCGCACCAAGCACAGGAGCUAUCCCAGAAGCUGCACCAGGCGGAGCAGGCGCUGAGGACAGCCCAUGCGCGGCUGAAGGACAGGGACCGAGGCUCCCACCUCCUGGAGGAGAGCGCUGCAGCAGCCGAGGCGCGCGCGAAGAGCCUGGAGGCAGACCUUGCCAGCGAAGCAGCUGCCCGGGCAGCCACCGCCGCCGCCGCAGAAGCUGCAGAGAAGGAGCUGGGCUCGGGGAAGAGUAAGUGGGAACGUGAGAGGCGGGUCAUGGCUGCCGAGGCAGCAGAGGCAGCCAAAGCUAGCGCAAAGAGGAUUGAGGAGCUGGAGGGAUUACUUGCCGAGUGCAGAGGCCGAGUUGCUGGCCUGGGAGAGGGGUGCGGCCGGUGCUGGCAGAUGCUGGACGAAGCUCAGGGUGAGGGGCGCUCUGCCAAGAUGCAUGCGGCCGGCAUUGCGACUGGCGUGUGCGGCAUUGUGGUGGCGGCGUGUUAUAUCUACAUCUUGAUCCAGAAACGUCAGAUAUUCCAUCUGAAGCUGGAGAGCGAGAAGUUGCGGUACGCUGUAGCUGAGGCGCAGGGCGGAGUAGUUCUGCAGAACGGUGCACAUAGCACUUCACCAGAAGGAGAGGCAAGCAAAGCCUCUGUUGACACAGCAACAAGCGAGGCAGAGACCAAUGAGGCCCUUGCAUCGGCAGAGGAUGUUGCAGUGCCCUCUGCCAAUGGACACGCAGCAAGUGUGCCAGGCGAUACUUUCGCUGAAAAGGCAGAGGUGGACCUGCCAAGCAUUCAGAGCCCAGCAAGCGCUCUGGCAGACACCCUAUCAGCCCUCAGCCUGGCCACACCUGCGGUGAAAGGCUACAAGGCCUCAAGAUUGCAAGCAGUCACGAAUGAGCUUGACAAUGUCCCAGAAACAGAAGCUCACGAGCCCGCAAGCGCCAAGGAAGGCGACUUAGCAGUGGGCCUGGUGUACGACAAGAUCAUGGAGGAGCAUGUUGGACCACCAAGUCAUGUCGAGAGGCCACAGCGCACAGCGGCGCUCGUGCAGAAGCUCAAAGCAGCUGGGCUCGCUGCCAGAUGCUGGACGCUGCCGCCACGGCAGGCAAGGGAUGAGGAGCUGGUGCUGGCACACACAGAGGCGCAUGUGCGGCACAUAGAUGGCCCACCCAAGGAGGACGAGUGGCAGAUCGGCGACAACUACUACACAGCUGCCACACCCAUCGCGGCCAGGACAGCAGCGGGUUGCACUGUGCAGGCUGUGGAGGCGGUUUGCAGCGGGCGGGUGCAGCGGGCGUUUGCGGUUGUGCGGCCGCCGGGGCACCAUGCGGAGUGUGCGCGCGCCAUGGGCUUCUGCUUCUACAACAACGUCGCCGUCGCUGCGCUGGCGGCGCGCAGGUUGGGAGUGAAAAAGGUGCUGGUGCUCGACUGGGACGUCCACCACGGGAACGGCAUAGAGGAGAUCCUGUACAACCGAGGCGAUGUCAUGUACAUCUCCCUGCACAGGGGCAACGGAUUUUACCCCGGCACUGGGGAUGUCCAGGAUGUGGGCAAGAAUGAGGGCAGGGGAUUCAACCUGAACAUCCCCUUCCCACGCGGCGGCUUCAACGAUGCUGACUACAUAGCUGCCUUUGACCUGGUGCUGGAGCCGGUGAUCCGUGCAUUUGCGCCGGACCUGAUCAUCGUGAGCGCGGGCUUUGAUGCGGUGCAAGGGGAUCCCCUGGGCGGCAUGAAUCUGACGCCGCAGGUGUACGGCCACAUGACCGACCGGCUCAGCCGCCUGGCCGCGGACGGCAAGCUCGUGCUAGCGCUGGAGGGAGGCUACAAUCUGCGCAUGACGGCCGAGUGCGGCGCCGAUUGCGUCAAGGUGCUGCUGGGUGAGAAACCAGUCCCAUUGGACAGCAGGGGGGCGUGGAGGCCUGCCAAGGAGACUGAGCAUGUGCUGGCAGAGGUGGCAGCUGCGCAUUCGCCCUUCUGGCCAGUGCUGGAUCCACUGUCCAGCCGGGAGGGCUUCAGCAGGGCGUGGAUAGACUACAUCCUAGGGAAGCAGGCCGAAGCUGCCCUGCAGCUGAGGCGGUCGCCGCGCGCAAGAGGUGUCCUAUAG